Molecule: messenger RNA, 1812 nt
Organism: Volvox carteri f. nagariensis
Lineage: Eukaryota; Viridiplantae; Chlorophyta; Chlorophyceae; Chlamydomonadales; Volvocaceae
Exons: 9
Coding region: 1-1812 (603 amino acids)
Biological process (GO): NAD+ metabolic process
Molecular function (GO): kynurenine 3-monooxygenase activity; FAD binding; NAD(P)H oxidase H2O2-forming activity
Source: RefSeq, a predicted model, not a curated record
AUGCUCGAAAUGGCAAUUGUUGUACUUAAGUCCAAUAUAGGCUACAUCUACAGCACAAGGGCCCACUCCUCGACAUUCCACGCUUCCUAUAGACACACAAAAACCAUCAUCUUCCCCUCCAAGGGCCCGGAAAUGUCCUCAUCCCAAUCUUUGCCAGAGGCUUGUGAUGUUGUCAUUGUGGGUGCCGGGCCAGCUGGGCUAGCCACUGCGUUACUGCUGGCCCAACAGCAGAGCCCGCGCUGGGAGCGGAUCGUCUUGCUAGAGAAGCGACCGUCUAUCGACGCGGAGGAGGCUGACAAGUCGUACACAUAUAUGAUCGACGGCCGGGGCUUCUCGCUGACCGACUCUGCGGGCGUUACGAAGGCGGUGGAGGCGGCGGGUGUUAUCUGUUCGGGGCUAUCGAUUUCGCGGGUUUAUCCGGAUGGCACCUACAGCGAACGCCGUUUCAACUUCAAGGACUCAUCGCGAGCUUCCGUUUGGUUGCCCCGACGGGCCUUUCUGCGGGCCCUGCACAGCGGCCUAGCGGAGGCGGAGCAGCAGGGCCGGGUGCGGAUUAUGUACGACGCCAAAGUGACGAACAUCGAGCUAGCGGCACCAGGACGAGGACAUGCGUCCGCCGCCGUAUUACCUAUUGCCGUACAUGUUCGUGAAGCCGGCGGCGCCGGGCGGGAGCUGUGUUUUACCCCCCGUUUGCUUGUAGGAGCUGACGGAGCGGCCAGUGAAGUGCGCCAGGCGCUAGAGCUCUGGGCGCCGACGGCGGGCCUUCCCGAAGGGACCUUCAGUCCCGUGGUGCUCGACUCGCCAUCCGCGGGCCUCCGCUACAAGGUGUUGAACUUGCCCCCAAACCCUCCGUUCCGCACAAAGCAGCAACCACCGCAGCAACAGAAGAAGAAAGAACAGCAGCAGGAACAGGCGACUGUGUCUGCUGGCGGCAGCGGCAGCAGUCACCGUGUCCUGCCAAACUCGCAGCUUGCGUCGGUCGCCGGUAUCAAGGCACCUAGGCAGCGGGCCAUGCAGCUCGGGAUGCUGCCCUUCCGGGACCCGAGCUCUCCAAGGACUGCCAACGUCAUCGCGCCAUCUGACCACGUCUUUUGGACGCUCGACACCGGGGAGAAGCUGGGUGCCUUCCUGCAGGCGAGUUUACUAGAGUCCUUCCCGCAACUCGACGUCUCAGCGCUCUUCAACGAACAGCAGCUGGAGGCCGCCGCCAAGUCGCGUGGCGGAUCCUUCCCGCGCCCGCAGUACAUGCGCCAUUUCAUUGCCGUACUGCCGUACACGCCACGCGACAGCGACCAGCAGUUUGCCGCCGCCGCCGCCGCCGCCUCCUCCUCCUGUGGCGUGGUACUUUUGGGAGACGCGAUACACUGCUUUCCACCGGACCUGGGGCAGGGAGUAAACAGCGCCAUGCAGGACGUGAUGGAAUUUGCAAAGGCUCUACACGCGGCGGAUGGCAACCUGGCCCGGGCGCUGCCUCUUUACGAGGGGCGCCGGGCGCCGGAGGCCGCGGCGCUGGCUGAGAUAAUGACUUUCGGAGCGCCGUACCAGUACAGUCAGGAUAAAAUUCAGCUCACCCUGUGUGGCUUGAAUGUAAUACUUCGGAUGUUUCUCCAUCGGCUGGCUCCAAAGGUGUUUUCGCAGCAAACGUUCGUACUGAUACAACAGGCGGAGAUGAGCUAUGCGCAGAUACGGGACCAGGUACAUGCAACCACUCGGCGGAUCUGGGCGCUCGUUGGCGCACUGGCAGUUGCGCUCGGGGCGCUGGCCGUGAAAUUUGCUUUGGCGGCAGGUACCGGCACGCUUGCCGUAGCCUAA